This is a messenger RNA of Caenorhabditis sp. 36 PRJEB53466, 5072 nucleotides long. Lineage: Eukaryota; Metazoa; Nematoda; Chromadorea; Rhabditida; Rhabditidae. The record is from the annotation of a GenBank genome assembly.
AUGGCGGACCGUCGGCCACUGCCACGUGUCGAGGACAUGACCCUCGAGGAGAUUGCGACGCGUUGGCGGAUCCUUCCGAUGGAGCACAUUCACACGAAGGACUCGAUCUACGGACGCAGAAGCGGCAAUUGUGAGUUUUUCAAUGUGUUUUUGAGCCCAACUCUUCGGGGACCAGAACUUGUUUCUUUUCAGUCUACUACCGUAACCUGAGGGCCGGCUCUCCGGAUCUUUUUCCGGCCUACGAGUUGAGACCGUUGCGGAAGCACCAGGAAAUCGGCACGAUGGUGCUGUCGGCCAAGCCGAUGGAUUUGGAAGAUCCGAACGAAGAAGGCCCCCCGGAAGUCGGAGCGUUUGAGGAGAUCGGAGAAGAGCCGGUCCCUAGCAGAUCAUCGUCUUCUCCGGAGCUCUCAGAGAGCCCAAAAGCUCAACUGGUUUCUCCGGAAGAGCAAAACUGGCAGGCCGCGAUGUUCCGCUUCGAAAACCACGAAGUCUACCGCAACAAAUCGAUGGGUUCGCUGGAAAUUCAUAGAUUUUUGAUAAGAUUUCAAGUUCAGGCACUCGAAACAGUCUGUUCCAUCCGGCAAAAGGACCGCUGCCUCAACUGGUCCCCAUCCCGGCGCCCAACGGAUACGUCCUCUUCAAAUCGGUGAAGAAGGGCCUGAGCAACGAGGAACUCAGUCGGUUUUCGACCCGAAUUCCACAGAAACUGUAUGCUUUACAGAAAGUGCGUGGGCGGAGGCGGACAAGCACGUCUGGAAGGGCUACUUUGAUCAGUUGCAGGCCGAGUUCGAGUUUCAGAUCGAGCACGGAUGGGUCAAGAAGGACGAGGCGGGCGCCGGACGAAAAAGGAAGAGGGAGUGAGGUGAGAGCGACCACCGAUGCCCCAUAGUUUUUGCAAAACUUGCAAUAACCGCUUCCUAAAGUCUAUUUUUUUUUUGUUUUCUGCAAGAAACGGAAAAGUGUACUGUUUUCUUUGAAAAACAGCCGCCAACGUUCAAUUUUUGCCAUCCAGACACCUUGAAACGUUGAAAAAUAUGAAAAACCAGAUGAAAUUUGUGUUCUUUCAGGUUCUCAGUACAAGUAUGUUCUGUAAAGACGUCCACGCAUUCGUAUCACCAUCAAUUUCAUAAUUUAUACCUGUCAAAAAUCACAUUCGACCCGUUUUACUUGUUUUUGAGCAAUUUUGAACUUGCUUACACAAAUGUUUUUCGACUAUUGCUCCAAUUUUUCACUUUUGUACCACUAAUUCUGAAUAAAUCAAUGUCUAGAAGUGUGCCCCUCCUCGUUUCGGCGGUCCUCUGCGGACCACGGAGACCGCAGCCGCGCAGUUCGCCUACCAAACCGCUGUCCUUCCCCCCGCAGUACCUCUUGUGGUCCCUAAUGGCUCACCCACUCACCUACCCGUCUCUUCAAUCGAUUCUACACUAUCAAAGCGCUGAAAAAAGGUACAAUUUUUCCAGUUUUACAGCACGAAUAUUGUUUGUUUCCAGAAGAGCCAUGGCCAAACAUGUUCCGGACGCGCGGCGAGCGAACAGACACGUACCGUACCAUUUUAAAUCGGUCCGAUUAAGCUUCACAUUCCACAAUUCCAUUUUCAACUUUGACGAACUUGAGUGGUGGUGCAAAAACGAGCCGGGGAGGACGGAAAAGUGGACGGAUCCGGAGCAACAACAGAGAAGGACCGUGUGGAGGGGGUCCGUCGAUCGAUUAAUGCGACGGAUGAUGGACAGAAAGGGUACCGUCGCCGAAUCGUUCAUUAUUGAGGUAUGUGUUUGCUGCGGCAUCCGAAUUCCGAGUUCCGCAACUUUCCAGCAUCUCCACAACGUUUCGUACAUUCCCGAACGAAUCCAUACACUGAAACUGGAAUACAGUUUUGAGCAAGAAGAAGAUUGCGUCAUUGCGGUGCUCAAAAAGUUGAGCAGCGCUCAAAUUCGACAUGUACACUUUAAAUCGUCGACGAUCAACUCGGAUUAUGUGCAAGAACUGAAUGUAAAUUGUCCACUUCUUCUUUUCCCGCAAAAAAACGGUGUUUCAGAAUCUGCGUGCCGCCUCUCUGACGGUCCGCACCCAAUCGUCCGAAGGCAAUUCGCUCGUGCACCUCUCGGCGCAUCUUCUCCACAUCACCGAAAUCAGCACGAAUCGCGACAAACUUUUGGCAAUGUGUCGGAAGUUUAAAAACGACAAGCCGUCUCGCGGAUCCAAAUACAAAUCGAAGAUGCGGCAAAGCGAGCCGGAAUUCAAAGAAAUCUGGCGGAAAAUUUGCAGCGAGUUUCAUGGGACCACCGGGUUCUUCGGGAAGAUUUAUCGCGUCGGAAUGUGCUCGAUGAGAAUCGGAACGGAUAAGCAUCUUGUGAUCAAGUACGAACAGGACUGGAACAUCACCGAAGAGUACAAAUGUGAAGUGCAAGUGAUGGACGGAAAAGCGCUGAGAUCCACGAAACUAGCGGUCUACUGUGCAAACUUCCAGGAAUUCCUCAUUGACGUCUAUUUUUGGUGCAUCCCGCCAACUUCGUUCGACCCCGUCGGUUUGCAAUUCUCCUGUUUCACAACAUGCUCGUUUUUCCUACUCUUCAUCCACAUUUUACUCUUUUCCGCGGCCCCGUUUCCAAUUCGCAUCGCCCUUUUCGUGCCGCACUCGUUUCUUUUGUAUCUGUUCAAUUUCAUGCUGUUCGCCGGCCUCGAUGUUUGGUUUCAUUUCAAAUUGCCGCAACCGCCAGUGUUCUAUGCGGCGAUUGGCCUCGAUUUUGGCUUUAUUGCUCUGACUAUGCUGGAACAUAAUCGGUUGGUGAAGCGUUGGCGCGUUUGAAGUACAUAUUUGAAUUAAUAAAGAUUUGAAAAAAAGUGUCAACUUUGAGCAACUAUUGUAGAGUUAGAAGACGUUCUUUGACGCUGAAACUUUUUUUUACGUAAUUUUCACACCUGGCCCUUUAUUUUUCCAGUUGACACCAUUUUUGUAGGACCCAAACCUGAAGUACUGUAGCUCUUUGAAGUGUGCAUAGACUAUUAGCAGUCUUGAGCUCGAAGCGCUACAGUAGUCUUAGAAGUGGACGUAUAGAAAAGGUGUAAACUAGAAAAAUAUAGUACUAGACAUGUACGUCAUUUUUGUAAUUAACAGCGUUUCUCUAAAACCACGCGCUGGAGUAUUGUAGCUCUCGGAAGUUGGGACUGGAAUACAUAGGCGAUAGGCACCAUUUUCCAUCUUCCCGCUAUUGUAUGACUUGGCAAUGUGCCAAACAAUCUGUCGAGCGUAUCGAUCGAUAAUAGAAGGUCACAUGUAGGCCAUCUGCCCCUUCUUCUUCUUCUUCUUCUUCUUCUUCUUCUUCUCCAAAUGACCCAAGAAUGCCUCUCGUACCCCUCAUUUCUAGCGGUUCUAAAAUAUCAAUCAGCAGCAAAACGGUUCGAUUUUCUCGUUAUUCUUGAAAAACUCGGAAAAUUUCAGACGAGCACUGACCAAACACGUUGCGGACGUGCGUGUGCCCAACAAAAACCUAGCGUAUCACUUCGGAAAAGUGAAAUUCGGCUCGAAAUCCACGCACACCACGUACAACUUUGACGGGCUCGUCUACAAAUGCGAACAGUUGGCCGACGGAGCGCGGGCAUGGAAAUUUCCCGGCGGAAAAGUGUUCAACACGGAUGCCGCGUGCUCGGAUCGCCUCAAAACCCGCCUCUUUUCGUUCAUGCUCGACAGAAGUGGCACUGUGAUCGGAAAACUUUCCAUUAAGGUUGGUUCUUUUGCAAUGAUCCGAGCGGGACCAAAUUUGGCAGGACUUGAAUUGAAAUAUCUUUUGUUUUUAGCAAUUCUCGACGGUCCCGUACGUUCCGCCAAAAGUCCAUGUGUUGAAAGUGAAGUACACUACAAGUGGCGGAGAAAAUCGACUGGAAAGUAUGUUAAAGACGCUCGCAAGUUGUGAAAUCGGAAAAAUCGAGCUGAAAGUGGACAAUGUGACGAUCGGGAUGAAGGACCGGCUGAAUGUACGUUUUUUUAGACUCAAAUUUGUCUAGACCUGUCCUAUUUGAGGAAAACUUUCAGUUUUUGACGUCUUGUUGAAAGUUGCAAUAGGUUGAAAGGGCGUGUCUCAAAAAUGACAAGUUUUCCGAUCAAAUUGUCAAUUACAAAGUUGUAGAGGACAAAAUUUGCAACAACUUUUCAGUUGAACACAUUUUGAAAUAAUCAUCCGAUGUUGAGUUAUAAAUGUCCAAACAACUCGCAUCCAAUUCCAGAAUAUGCGCACCGAAAACCUUCAAAUCACCGCCAAAACCUCGGAAAUCGACGCCCUGCUCAGUUUGACGGCAAAAACGCUGAAAAUCAGCGAAAAAUCGCCGACAACACCCGAGCACUUUCUGGAGUUUUGUCUCAAAAUGCGUAGCCAACACGAUCGCGGCUCCUCCUACACCGCAACUUUCGAUCCGCUCACCGAGAGGGGCUUCGAUCGCUUCUGGAGCGCGCUGCUCCGCGAAAACUUUCCCAUGACGACGUGGUCCCAGUAAGUUGAAGUUAGGCAAUGGAUCCGUGAGUUCGUAAUGGUUUCAGAUCGUUCUACGAGAGGUUUUUCUCGAAAUCUCCGUCUAGACGCAUCUAUUUUAAUGGAUUUUGCUCGGCAGACAUUGAGCAUUCGGAAAGCGACGAGACCCUUCAGGUGCACUAUAAAAGGACUCGACGCGAACCGAAAGUCUAUGAUUGUACCGUUGAGGUUGUGGAAAAAACGAACAAAAACGCGCAGGUUGGUCUUAGAGACAUUUUUUUUGAAAAAACCAUAAUUUCCAGCUCAAGACCCAGUGCUACUACACAUUCUGGAAGUACUUUGAUCGGUGCGCGGCGGUGCAAAAAAAGAUCACGCCAAAGUACCGGUCAGAGCUGCACGGAGCCUACUUCCUCAGCUACAUCAUCCUCGGACUCGUCCUCUUGAACCCGCUCGCCGUCGUCGGCAAAUACACAGCCCGAUUCCACGUCACCGUACCCCUCGCCGUCGCCCAAAGCGCUGCUAUUAUCCUCUUCGCGUAUGUGAACGUGCUCGUGCUGAGCAUGCUCCAACGACUCGUUCAGAAGUUUUGGCAUUGUUCUUAUGUCUUGA